AAAGCAGUUGAGUCAGAUGCUAUUAUUAGUAAAAGAUUUCCUGGUUGGGAGAAGAAAGUAACAUGUAAUGUAAAUGGGUUGGGGAAGCUAUGGAUUUUAUGGAAGCAGGAUGUCCAAUUGAGGAUUCUUGAUAACUCAGAUCAGUUUGUUCACGUUUUGGUCAGUUCAGGGAGGCCUUUUUUCUUAACUUUUGUUUAUGCCUCUAAUGAUGAAGAGGACAGAAGGAGGUUAUAUAGUGAUUUGGUCAAGUUGAGAGUUGGACAAGUGCCUUGGAUUAUAUUGGGGGAUUAUAAUGCAAUCAAUGGCCCUGAAGAAGCCUCAAACAAUCCAGCCCCUAACAGCAGCAUGGAGGAUUUCAGAAACUGGCAGAAUAUGACUGAGAUUGUGGAACAUAAAGCAUCAGGUCCAUGGUUUACAUGGAUAAACAAGCAGCUGAAUAAUCCUAUUGCUAGGAGGCUUGAUAGAGCCUUCAUUAAUCUGAGCUGGCUAGAUGGGAUGAAAAAUAGUGUGGUUGAUAUUUUAGAUCCUUCCGUGUCUGAUCACUGUCCUGUUCUCCUAAACACUGAUAGUCAGAUCAAGUCUCUUCCUAAACCAUUCAAAUUCUUUAAGUUUUGGAUUUCACAUCCUAAAUUCUAUGAUCUUGUUAAGGAAGCUUGGGAGACUGAAGUGACAGGUUCUCCUCUGAGUAGGGUGUGUAAGAAAUUAAGAGUUCUCAAGAAGUUACUCAGGGAAUUAAACAAGGAAGAAUAUUCAGACCUAAGGGAGAGGGUAAGGAUAAAGGAAAAGGAAUUGCAGAAUGCUCAGGCUACUGCUCUUGCUGAUCCAUCUUCUGAAUCUUUUGCUUUAGUAAAGGAGAAGGAAGGAGAUUUGAAAACUAUUAAGGGUGCUGAAGAAUCUUUUCUCAGACAGAAAUCCAGGGAAAUCUGGCUCAAGGAGGGGGAUUCAAACUCCUAAUACUUUCAUCGAUCAGUUAAAAUAAGAAAUCAGAGAAACACAAUUAGAUCACUUAUCAAUGAAUCUGGAGAAAGGGUGGUGGAUACCAAAAGUAUGAGUGAGAUUGCCUUGAAAUUUUAUCAGAAUUUUCUUGGCAAGGUUGAUCCAAUUGUGAAAGAAGAAUCAGUGGUUUUCUUUAAGAGUUUGUUGCAAAAAAACUCUCCCAAGUGGUCUCUCAAAUGAACUGUGUAGACCAGUUACUGCUGAUGAGGUAAAGAAGAUUAUAGUUGGUUUUAAAGGGGAGAAAAGUCCUGGUCCUGAUGGUUAUUCAGCCUGCUUCUUUCAAGCUGCUUGGAGUUUAAUUGGGGAGGAAAUCACUGUUGCCAUUCAACAUUGCUUCUCUGUUGCUGAGAUUCCAUUAGAGGUAAAUUCUACUCUCUUAGCUUUAUUGCCUAAGACUAAGAAUCCAGAAGAUAUGAAAAAUUUCAGACCUAUCUCUUGCUGUAAUAUUUUAUACAAGUGUAUAGCAAAGAUAGUGUCUACUCGUCUUAGUGAAUGUCUACCUCAUUUGAUAAGUGAAAACCAAACAGCCUUUGUUAAGGGAAGGGUUAUAGGGGAGAAUAUUUUGCUGGCUCAUGAAAUGGUACAGAAAUAUGGUAGGAAGAACAUGUCUUCUAGGUGUAUGGUGAAGGUGGACUUAAUGAAGGCAUUUGACUCAGUGGAUUGGCAGUUUCUGCUAACUGUUUUAGAGGAAAUGAAUAUCCCUUUAAACUUCAUUAGUUGGAUAAAAAUGGGCUUCACCACACCAAAAAUCAGUGUUGGGUUUAAUGGGGGAUGGUUGGAUAUUUCUCAGCAAAAAAGGGAUUGAGACAAGGAGAUCCACUCUCUCCUUAUCUAUUUGUUGUGGCCAUGGAAAUCUUUAGCUGUUUAAUGAAAAGAGCUGUGAAGGACAAGAGAAUGCCUUUUCACCCAAUGUACAAACGAAUAGGUUUAACCCAUCUAAUGUUUGCUGAUGAUUUACUGAUUUUCUCUGAUGGCACAAACUAUGGUAUUCACUGUAUACAAGAGGUUCUUCAAGAGUUCAGGUUGCUUUCAGGAUUGGCUUCAAACCCAGCAAAGUGUGAGAUUUAUUGUUGUGGUUUACCUAAGGACUGGCAGGAGAGCUUGGCUGCUAGAGCUGGUUAUAGAUUAGGGACACUUCCAGUGAGGUAUUUAGGGAUCCCACUUAUUCCUAGUAAGUUGACUAUAAAAGCUUGUCAACCUUUAAUUGACAAAAUUACCAAGAGGAUCCAGAACUGGGGGGUGAAAACUCUGAGCUAUGCAGGUAGGCUACAACUUGUGCUCUCAGUUUUGUACAACAUGGUGCAAUUUUGGAUGGCAGUAUUCAUUCUGCCUAAGAAAGUGAUAGUGGCAAUUGAAAAACUGUGUAGUGAUUUUUUGUGGGGAGUUGGCCAGGAAGGAAAGAAAAAAGCAGUUGCAGCUUGGGGGCGGUUGACUUUUCCCAAAAAAAGAGGGUGGACUUGGGUUAAGGGAUUUGAAAAGCUGGAAUCUGGCCUGUGUAGUGAGGCAUAUUUGGGAUCUACUAACUAAGCAAGGCUCCCUAUGGGUUGCCUGGAUAUGGGAGUAUAGACUCCAUGGAGUUGAUUUAUGGGCAUCUACUUGUAAAACAGGGUCCUGGAUUUGGCUGAAGGUACUCAAAACAAGAGACUCAAUCAGGCAAAAGCUUUCUGUUAUUGAUGGAGAAGGUUACUGGCAGGGGAAGCACCUGAAGAAAUUCUCAACAAAAUUGAUCUGGGAAGAUCUCAGACCUCAUAAUUCUGUGGUUUCUUGGUUUAAACUGAUCUGGAAGCCUCCUAGUAUUCCAAGAAACCAGUUUAUUAGCUGGUUUAUUAUAAAUCAGUUCAUCACCACCAGUGAUAAAAUGAUUGGAUGGGG
Messenger RNA from Linum trigynum, 2868 nucleotides. The record is from the annotation of a GenBank genome assembly. Lineage: Eukaryota; Viridiplantae; Streptophyta; Magnoliopsida; Malpighiales; Linaceae.